GAAUAGACCUGGCUAUAGCCUGUGCCAAGAGGAGCCGUCGAUUGAGAUGGCUGCCCAUCACUUCAACCGGUCCCUGACCUUAGACCCUGAAUAUUUGCCCGAUCGUUCUCCGCAGAUAUUCCGACCUACCCAAUUGGGGUCGGAGGAGGAUAUAAACCAAAAUCCCCUCCCAAGGUGAUGAUAAGUGAACCGUUUUCCAACACCGCAAACAUCAUGGCUUUCUCUACGGGAUCUUGGCUUGCCAUUGCAGCGACGUUAUCUCAAGUGGUGGUAUCGAAGCAGGCCGGAUACUUCGACUCAUCCAACUGCGUGGCCCCAUCGGCGCUCGAAUCGUGCUACGACGAUGCAUCCGAAUAUUACGCUCAGUGCAUAACGAAGAACUGUGCCGGUGGCUCAGAUGAGUGCUAUAAUUCCUGCGGAGGUGAUACGGCCUGCAUGCAGAGUCAAUGUCCAAAUUUGGGCAUUGAUUGUAUCAAUGUGUGUGGGUGUGUGAAAACAUCUCGCGAAAUUGACUGCGCGGCUUCUGCCUGUUGGAACCAGGUUUACUCAUGCGAGUACCAAAAAACAAUUGAAGACCUGAUCGACCUAUGCCCCUCCGUGAAUAUCACUCAGCUCCCUUUCUGGCCGCCUCCCGACGACGCCCCUGCCGGUUGUUCAUGCAACCUAGGCAAGGUCGAUCAGCGGGAGUUGUUUAUUGCGGAUCAGAUGACAACGUGUGCGAACAAUAUGACGAACCUCGAUCAGCUAACGAGCGCGGAGGACAUCUCCGACUACGGGCGAGCUUGUGUUUGCUGUGGGAAAAGUGCUAUCAUCUCCACGAUAUGGGGCGUAUGUCCCAACACGCAGCCGGCAUUGUUGGGUGCAGAUGCCUGGUACAAUUCUGUGAUCGCUCAUGACUGGGACAUUUGUGGACCCUAUCUCGAGAAUUAUGACUGUGCGGGUGCGCUGGGUUAUGGUGCCCCGUCGGCUGGUAACACCACUCAAUUCUACAAGCCGGGAGACCUACCUGCGAACGGGACCGAAACGCUUUCAAACACCGGGGGUGUUAUCUCAACCCCCAUUAGUGGAAGUACCUUCACCUGGACAUUGGGCACGGUCCCCCACCCUGUCACCGCCAUGGCAGCUACCGCUACAGCAACGGCGGAUAGUGGGAAGUCUAGCAUCACCGCAACUGGGGCGGCGGCGGCGGCGACUACAAAAUCCGAGUCGGCAGCAAGGUACAUCAGUGCGCCGAUCAUGGCUGCGUCUGGGGUCGUUGCGUUUACCUUGGCUUUAUUGAGGGUCGCUUAAGCCGGGCAACCCACCCAACCCUUCUGGAUAGCCAGUCUCGGUCUUGUAAAUCAAUAGCAGCGACCAUGCUGUCAAUCUUGUGUAUAUGCUGUAUCCAAUAACAAAACCGCGUCUUUCCUGCGUCCGGGCCGAGAUAGCGGGGCUUAUCAGGUUGAGGCUCUGAAGGAUCUCUUGGAGGUGUCACUAUAAGCUCGAGCACUGCGAUGCGCGGGCAUCUUCUGGGUGUUGAUAUUUGCGGUGGCUCAAACACGAACAUUGAAAGACUCAGUGGGCUCUGCAUGUGAACUGCUCAGUUGAUCGGGUGUCCAUAAUCACCCGCUCCAGUAAGUCCUUCUGACCAGGAGAAUUUCACA
This is a messenger RNA of Aspergillus japonicus CBS 114.51, 1643 nucleotides long. RefSeq lists its product as uncharacterized. NCBI's taxonomy places the organism in Eukaryota, Fungi, Ascomycota, Eurotiomycetes, Eurotiales, Aspergillaceae. The coding region runs from base 178 to 1290 and encodes 370 amino acids. The record is from RefSeq and is a predicted model, not a curated record. The transcript has 3 exons.